AAAAUACUUCAGCCAUUCUUAUCUUAUAUUAUAUAAUUGAAUCAUAACUUUUGUUUUAAAAUAAUCAUGUUCCAAAUAAUUCUUUGAUAUAAGCUGCAUAUUGAAAAAUUCUUAAAAACACUGUUAAAAUGGCAAGUGCUUUAGAACAGUAUGUAAAUACUGUACAGACGCUGUCUACACAAGGAAAUUUCUCACAACUAUGUGAUUUCAUCAGCAAAAGUGCAGAAACAUUAAGUAAGAAUGUCAGCCACCUAGACAAUGUACUCGCCACUCUAGAUAUUCAACAACAUUCAUUAGGUGUGCUUGGCAUAUUGUGUGUAAAAUACAGCAUGCCAAAUGUUCCUGAUUUUGAGACAUUAUUUGUACAAACACAAGAGUUUAUAUUGUCAUGUAAUGGAGAACAUGUUCGCUAUGCCACAGACAGUUAUGCAGAUUUGUGCCACAAGUUUACACAUAACCUUGUGGAAAGGAAGCAGGUAUUAUUUUAUUUUUGUUUGAAAGUGUUAAUGGCUAACAUAAGGCUAAUUAUUGCUUAUAUAGAAACUGAGAUAAGGUGGUUAUAGUGCUAUACCUAAGUUGGCAUUUGAUACCGUAUAAGUAC
This is a messenger RNA of Ruditapes philippinarum (Manila clam), 601 nucleotides long. RefSeq names its product COP9 signalosome complex subunit 3-like. The transcript has 4 exons. The coding region runs from base 129 to 563 and encodes 144 amino acids. NCBI's taxonomy places the organism in Eukaryota, Metazoa, Mollusca, Bivalvia, Venerida, Veneridae. The record is from RefSeq and is a predicted model, not a curated record.